Molecule: messenger RNA, 1101 nt
Organism: Entrophospora sp. SA101
Lineage: Eukaryota; Fungi; Glomeromycota; Glomeromycetes; Entrophosporales; Entrophosporaceae
Source: the annotation of a GenBank genome assembly
AUGGAACAGUUUAGUUUUAUAUUAAAUGGAGAUAUAUAUUCAAGAUAUAAUUCAUAUAAUAACAUUGAGGCAUUAAAAAAGGAUAUUAUAAAUAAAUGUCCUAAAAAAAUAGACAUUGGAGCAAUAUACACUGCGAGGCCAGCAGAUAAGAGAUCCCUUAAACCAUCAGCAUUUAAGCCAGUUGAAAAGGAAUUGGUAUUUGAUAUUGAUAUGACAGAUUAUGAUGAGAUUAGAACAUAUGAUUUUGGAUUUAACCAUUUAUUGUGGGUAUAUUCAGGUAGACGUGGUGUUCAUUGUUGGGUUUGUGAUGAAAUUGCCAGAAAAUUAGAUGACAGUGAGAGAAAGGCUAUUGUAUCAUACUUGGAAGUUAUUAAGGGUGGCGCACAAGCACAGAAAAGAGUUAACCUUCAUGGGCACUUGCAUCCUUCCAUAAGUCGAUCUUUAAGUAUAAUAAACCAAUAUUUUGAUGACUUAAUAUUGAAGGAUCAAGAUGUUUUGAAAGAUGAAAAUUGUUGGAAUAAAGUAUUAGGAUGUAUUCCUAAUGAAGAAAUAAAAAACACUUUAACAAAACAUUGGUUGGAAAACCCAUCACAAACAUCUUCAGAUAGGUGGAAGAAUAUAACAGAUGAAUUAAAUAAAAAAAAUUUAUCAAUGUGUGAAAAUGAAAUCAUUCUUCAAUAUGCAUAUCCAAGGCUUGAUAGAGCAGUAUCAACAACCAUUAAUAGGUGGAAGAAUAUAACAGAUGAAUUAAAUAAAAAAAAUUUAUCAAUGUGUGAAAAUGAAAUCAUUCUUCAAUAUGCAUAUCCAAGGCUUGAUAGAGCAGUAUCAACAACCAUUAGUCACUUAUUGAAAAGUCCAUUUUGUGUACAUCCUAAUACAGGUAGAGUAUGUGUUCCAAUUUUACCAGAAACUUGUGAUGAUUUUGAUCCAUUAAGCUCACCAACAGUUAGCCUGUUGGUUGAUGAAUUGGAAAGAGCACAUGCUAUACAUCCAGUUACAAAAGAUUUUUAUUCAAAAACAUCUUUGAAAUCUCAUAUAAAAUAUUUUAAUGAAUUUGUCAGACAACUUCCAAAAGAAGUUCAUGGUAAAGUAAAGUGGUAA